Molecule: messenger RNA, 3006 nt
Organism: Priceomyces carsonii
Lineage: Eukaryota; Fungi; Ascomycota; Pichiomycetes; Serinales; Debaryomycetaceae
Exons: 1
Coding region: 1-3006 (1001 amino acids)
Source: RefSeq, a predicted model, not a curated record
AUGGCUUUAUCAGAAUAUGGUCUGGUAGAAUCAAACAACGGCUCCGUACAUACAUAUAAUCCACUCAACUAUGAUGAUAGCGCUGUUAUACGAGACGAAGAUUUAACUGAUCAAGACGAUGAGUUGUCUCCACUAAAUCCUAUGUUAGAUUCUAACUUCAACAGAAGAGUAAGAAAAUUUAAUAGAAAGAGUUCAGUAAUAAUUGCUAAUACAGGUGAAAGAGUACACCGAACAAUUUCCCUUACAUCCAGCAGUAGUCCGAACUUAGAUGAGUCUCAGAAUGAACCAAGUCUGCUGGUAAUAGUUUUAGCAUGGCACCGGGCCACAAAAAUGUAUUAUGAUGAAACAUUUCGUUGUAUAGCGAAGUGCUCAAUAGCAUAUCUUAUCGCAUCUUUAGGUGUUUAUUGUACACCAUUCAACAAUUUUUUAGGUAAAUCUGAUUUUAAGCAUGUUGUUGCUACUGUCGCGGUGUAUUUCCAUCCAGCAAGAUCCAAAGGAUCGAUGCAUCAAACACUUGGAUUUGUUGUGGUAUCUUUCAUAUUCUCUUUUAGUGUUUGUUUCGGCUGUCGUUCUGUAUCGUCUUAUUUCUUUAACAGAGGCUUGGACGAAGUGAGUUAUACGAUUGAUUUGUUCGUGAGUUCAUUUUGCUUGGGAAUCAUAGCUUAUAUGAAGCAGAGAGUGGGAAAGCAAACUUUCAAUACAGCAUGUUCAUUAGCGUCAAUCUCAGUUGUUGGCUGUAUCGUUAAGGAAGGCAGUAACAAUUCAUCAGAUGUUCCUAUAGAACGACUACAAUCGACUUUAUUGAUCAUUGUUACUGGUUGUAUGAUAUCUGUGGCUGUUUGUUACCUUUUAUGGCCAGUAAGUGCAACUGAAGAGCUCAAGAUAUCCUUGAAAUCCUCCUUUGCCGUUAUGUCUUCAGUCUUAUCUCUUGUUGCAACAAGAUUUUUGGCUGGCGAUAAACUCACCACGAGCGAUACCGAACAUUUUAACUUACUAGACAAACAUGUGAAAAAAAUAAAAACAGACUUAGAGGAAGCGAGAUACGAACUCAUAUUAAGAGGUAAAGAGAAUGAAUGGCUUAUUCUCCAAGGGUUAGUCAACAUAGCUGUUUCUCUUUCUCAACAUCUAAGGGCUCUAAAGAGUUCCUUAGAUAUGGAGGGAAGAUUGUUGCAUAAUAUAAGUGACGAUACUUCAUCUUUCACAAGUUUAAGCACAUACGCUUCUGAUAUUAGGCUAACCGAGUCUGUCGAAAAUAUGGCUAAUAUUGAAAUUCCCAAGAUAUAUGAAGACCAAGCUUACGAUCCCGAACAACUCUUCAAUUUAUUUGUUCAAUAUUUAGCACCACCAAUAAGAUCAUUUAUCUUCACUAUAAAAGGGAUCUUGUGUGAAGUACCAUCAUCAAGUAGAGCUUCCAUUGGUUCAUUCAUUCAAACAACUAGCUUACAAAAUUCGUUGCAAGAUGCCGUCGACCUCUUUGAUCGAAAGCAGAUUUCAUCAUUCGAAGAUUUAUACUCUCAAGACAUUUUUAAGACUUCAAAUGCUACUUUUAAAGCAAGCCAGGAGGAGGUGACUGCCUGUUGUGGUAAUUUUUCAUCAAUAUUGAAAUUAUUUGCUCAGAAAUUGAUGGUAGCAUUAAAAUUGACCGAGCAGUACGAACUUUCUAAAUCUGACAAAAGAGAUUGGAGCUGGAUUAUAAAUUGCUGGAGACAGAAAUCGAGCGAAGAUUUGAAAACAGGUGGUACUUUUGAAGAAGCCUUGGCCGAUCUACAAAGCCACCUACAUUCACAAAAAAGUGAUAAACAGAGCUUCUCGCUUAAAUUAUGGAGGUUAUUGAGACUUUUCAAGACUACUAAUGUGAAGGUUGGUAUGAGAGUUGGUUUAGGUGCGUUAUUUCUAUCCUUCUUUGCUUUUUAUCCCAGAACUAAACCGACUUUCAAUCAUUAUAGAGGAGAGUGGUCUUUAGCAAUCUACUGUUUUAUGAUGAAUAAGUCCGUUGGGGGUACCUCAAUGACUGUUAAGUGGAGAAUAAUUGGUACAACUUUUGGUGCUUGUACCGCAGUUGUGAUUUGGGUUUUAACGGGUGGGAAUGGCAUUGCGUUAGCGUUGACCGGCCUCUUUAUCUCAUCAUUUUCGUUUUAUAUUAUUCUUUUUUGGAAACAGAAUAAUGCCUUUGGGAGAUUUAUAUUGUUGACUUACAACCUAACUGCCUUAUAUUCAUACAGUAUGACUCAACAAGAUUCCGAGGAUGGGCAAGAGGGUGGUGACAAUCCCGUCAUUGGGGAAAUAGCAUUUCAUCGGUUCAUAUCUGUUUCAGUCGGUAUAAUAUGGGCUUUAAUAAUGGCUUCCUGUUUCUUACCCAAUAGUGCUAGAGUGCGUUUGAAAAAUGCCUUAACUGUUUUGUGGCUACGAUUGGGGGUGAUAUGGAACAGUGAUCCAUUAGAAUACGAUCAUCUGUCACACUUAUUAGUAGGUUUAAAAGAACAAACCGGAGCGGACACAUUAUUGUCCGAAUGUUUAGUUUUGUUAAAGCAAGCACCUCUCGAGCUUCGAUUAAAGGGAUCAUUUCCAAAGAAAAUCUACGAAAAAUUAAUUCUGUCAACAUCCAAUGUGUUAGAUGCCUUUCAAAACAUGAAUUUGAUGAUUAAAGUAGACCCCCUCAUUAGCAAAAAUGAACAAUAUGUCCUUGAGUACCUCGCAGCCGAGAGAGAGGAGCUCGAGCAUAGAAUCUUUUUAAUCUUCUACCUGAUUGCAAGUGCCAUGAGAUUAAAUUUCCCACUUCCAGGAAAACCCGUAUCGACCCUGCAUGCAAGAGAUCGUAUGCUAGUGAAGCUCAAUGAUAUAAGGUCCCUUCAUUCUACUGACAUUAUCUUGACGAAUGAAGAUUAUGUGUUGUUGUACUCUUACAUUCUUGUUUCUACUACGAUUUCGUAUGAACUUGAAAAGAUAACGCAGUUGAUACAAAAGCUUUUUGGUGAUGUCUCGGAAGAUGUUUUCCAACUAUCCUAG